This is a messenger RNA of Aspergillus piperis CBS 112811, 1892 nucleotides long. RefSeq names its product putative alanine aminotransferase. Gene Ontology annotation, biological process: biosynthetic process. The coding region runs from base 135 to 1784 and encodes 549 amino acids. Gene Ontology annotation, molecular function: L-alanine:2-oxoglutarate transaminase activity; pyridoxal phosphate binding. The transcript is spliced from 3 exons. NCBI's taxonomy places the organism in Eukaryota, Fungi, Ascomycota, Eurotiomycetes, Eurotiales, Aspergillaceae. The record is from RefSeq and is a predicted model, not a curated record.
CGGCCUAUCAGACGGCCUUGCCUUUUUCUUUGCUUCAAGGAGCACCCUGUCACGACGUCUCCCCGCUAGCCCCCACGGUGGAGAAGGCAUAAUCGUGCAAUUGGCCGACAUAUUGGAGCAAGAGAGCCGACAUAAUGACCUGGCAAAUUAAGCUCGCCUCUCGACUGCGGGCAACUCCGCUGCGAUGCGCUGCUUCCCGGCCGAAUGGUGCCUGGCUGUCGUGCCAUCAGAACGGCCCGCGCCAUUUCUCCUCCAAGGCAGUCUUACCCGCCGGCACUUUGCAGAGGGAGUCCACCAUGACCGUCACCCUCACUGCUAAGCGCACCCUGACCGCCUCCUCCGGCGGUCGUCUCAACUUGGACAACAUCAACCCCCACGUCAAGGCCGCCAAAUAUGCCGUCCGUGGUGAGCUGGCCGUCAAGGCCGAGGAAUACCGUGUGAAGUUGGCUCAGGGAGACAAGUCGUUGCCUUUCGACAGUGUCAUCUUCGCCAACAUCGGCAACCCUCAGCAACUGGACCAGAAGCCCAUCAGCUUCUUCCGUCAGGUCCUCAGUCUUCUCGAGAACCCCUCUUUGCUGGAGAACCCCGAGGCUCUCCGUACGUCGUUCGGCUACCAGCAGGAUGUCAUCGACCGGGCCAAGACCCUUCUCGCCGAUGUCCAGAGCGUCGGUGCCUACAGUCACAGCCAGGGUGCCCCUAUCAUCCGUGACAGCGUCGCCAAGUUCAUUGAGGAGCGUGAUGGAUUCCCCGCUAACCCCCAGGAUCUGUACCUGACCGGUGGUGCCUCCUCCGGUGUCAGCACCCUUCUGAACGUCAUCUGCGAUGGCCCCAGUGCUGGUGUCCUUGUGCCCAUCCCUCAAUACCCUCUCUACACCGCUACAUUGUCCCUUCUGAACGCCCAGUGCGUUCCUUACCACCUGGAGGAGCACAGGGCCUGGGGUACCGAUGUGAAUGCUAUCCGUGAGAACCUUGCCCAGGCCAAGUCUGCUGGCACCGAUGUGCGUGCCAUUGUUGUGAUCAACCCCGGCAACCCGACCGGCGCUUCCCUCAGUGCCGAGGACAUCAAGGGUGUGCUCGACCUGGCUGCGGAGGAGAAGCUGGUGGUCAUUGCGGACGAAGUCUACCAGACUAACGUCUUCACCGGCGAGUUCAUCUCCUUCAAGAAGAGACUCCGUCAGCUGCAGCAAGAAGUUCCCGGCAAGUACGACAACGUGGAGCUGGCCUCCCUGCACAGUGUCUCCAAGGGCAUGGUUGGUGAGUGUGGUCACCGUGGUGGCUACUUUGAGUUGGUCGGAUUCGACCCCGAGGUUGCGGCCCAGGUCUACAAGUACGUCAGCAUCAUGCUCUGCCCGCCGGUUAUCGGACAGUGCCUGGUCGAGCUGAUGGUGAACCCUCCCAAGGAGGGUGAGCCCAGCCGCGCCGUGUACGAAAAGGAGUACAAUGGCAUUCGGGACGGUCUGCGCAAGCGCGCCUUUGCCCUUUACGAAGCCUUCCAGCGCAUGGAGGGUGUUGAAUGCCAGGAGCCUCAGGGCGCCAUGUACCUCUUCCCCACUAUCACCCUUCCUCCCAAGGCCGUCGAGGCCGCCAAGGCCGAGAACCGUGCCGCCGACGAGUUCUACUGCCUCCGUCUCCUUGACGCCACUGGUGUUUGCGUCGUCCCCGGCUCUGGCUUCGGCCAGAAGGAGAACACCCUGCACUUCCGUACUACUUUCUUGGCUCCUGGAACCGACUGGGUUGAGCGGAUCGUCAAGUUCCACUCGGAGUUCAUGGCCAAGUACAAGUAAGCAGAACUGGUGAAUAUACCAGCUGCACGUGUUAUGAAGAUAUAGAACUAUACCAUAUUCUUUCUAGAAGACGGACAUACCAAAUAGAAACCCAUUAAUAUCCGAGAA